This is a messenger RNA of Neoarius graeffei (lesser salmon catfish), 1161 nucleotides long. RefSeq names its product EPM2A glucan phosphatase, laforin (gene epm2a). Gene Ontology annotation, cellular component: nucleus; cytoplasm. Gene Ontology annotation, molecular function: carbohydrate phosphatase activity; protein tyrosine/serine/threonine phosphatase activity; starch binding. The record is from RefSeq and is a predicted model, not a curated record. The coding region runs from base 163 to 1134 and encodes 323 amino acids. Lineage: Eukaryota; Metazoa; Chordata; Actinopteri; Siluriformes; Ariidae. The transcript has 4 exons. Gene Ontology annotation, biological process: protein dephosphorylation.
UAUUUCAGGAUCCGACUAAAGCAGGCACGAGCUUUACACAGAGAGGUUCCAGCGCUUUAGCUCUUGCUAUUUAACGCUUUAUUUAUUUUUAUUAAUUGAUUUUAAAUUAAUACAGAAGGUUUCUCACACCGACUGAACACGAAUUAGUUCAAUUAACCGAGAAUGGUUUUGUUUCGGUUUGGGGUCGUGUUGACCCCCGAGCGCGCGGAUAUCGAGGUGUUUGUAUCGGGAUCCCGGCCGGAACUCGGGCACUGGGACUCCGGUAAAGCGCUACUGAUGAAGCCGACACAGGCGCUGGCGUCCGGCCGCGACCCCUGCCUGUGGCUCGGGGAAGUGCAGCUCACAGAGCCGGACAAACAGCACUUCUGGUUCAAGUUCCUUAAGCGGCUUGAUGGGAACUAUAUUUGGGAAGGUAACGGCCCACAUCAUGAUCGGGAGUGUGUGUAUGACCAAAGCAACAUGGUGGAUGGGGUGUACUGUCUCCCGAUUGGUCACUGGAUCGAGGUGAGCGGCCACACAGAUGAGAUGAAGCACACGACAAACUUCUACUUCAGCGUCGCAGGACAACAGGCCAUGCACUUUUCCAAGAUCCUGCCGCGGAUUUGGCUGGGCAGUUGUCCUCGGCGGGUUGAGCAUGUCACUGUGAAGAUGAAGCACGAGCUGGGCAUCACGGCUGUGAUGAACUUCCAGACUGAGUGGGAUGUUGUAAGCAAUUCGCAUGGCUGCCGGCGUGAUCCCAAUGAACACAUGACCCCAGAGACCAUGAUGUACCUGUACAGAGACUGUGGUCUGGCUUACGUCUGGAUCCCGACACCGGACAUGAGCACAGAGGGACGUGUGCGGAUGCUGCCCCAGGCUGUGUACCUGCUCUAUGGGCUGUUAGAAAACGGUCACAGUGUGUACGUGCACUGUAACGCAGGUGUGGGCCGCUCCACAGCCACUGUCUGUGGCCUGCUGAUGUACGUGCUUGGUUGGAGCCUCAGGAAAGUGCAGUACUACCUUACAGCCAGAAGGGCGGCUGUAUACAUAGACGAGGAAGCUUUGGUACGCGCGCAGGAGGACUUCCUGCUGAAGUUUGGACGUUUACAGCCCUUGGUAUGCUGUUCUGAGGUGCAGGCAGGGGGACAAUGUUAGACAUAAAUACAAAAGGGGAUACUUAUG